AUGGCAACUAUCGUCCAGACUCAAAAGCUCAAUCUUCACGAUGUCGCCAUCGUCCAAGCGCUCGUCUACACUUCCGAAUCAAAUUGUGCCGAGUUGAGAAGAACUUUCCAGUUGGAUUUGGCCACUGGAUACAAUGAGGUUAAGAUUCAGAAUCUUCCAUUCGACUUGGUCCAAGACUCGAUUCGUGUCUCUGGAGCAGGAGAAGCUGUGAUUCAUGACGUUUCCGUCAAGAAUCAAGAAGGAGCUGACUUCGUUAUUCCGGAGAGAGUAUUGGCGAUCAAGGAGAUUUUCGAGGAGAAGGAGAGAGCAAAGGACAAAAUCAAUGAUAGCAGAACAGCUGUACAGAAGAGAAUCGAAGGAUUGGAUAAUCUGAUCACUGAAAUCGCGAAGCAUGGAAAAGACGGAAGUUUCCAUUUCGAUGGACGAACAAUCGAAAGUUUGAAUGCUCUUCAUGAUUAUCAUCAGGAGAAAACAGUCACUCUUCGUGCACAAAUUAGAACUCUCGACCAAGAAUUCAGAAGAGCCGAAGAGGAGUUCCAACGUGCUAGCCAAGAUUAUGACAAUACCGGAUACAGAUGGAGAAACUCAGCACAAUACGCGAGUAUUGUUGUAGAAUCAGAGGGAGGAUCAGUUGAAUUGACUAUUACUUAUCAAGUGAACAAUGUCGCAUGGUUCCCAUUCUACGAUAUCCGUGUCACUUCUGGAGAGGCGGCUGAAAUGCACAUCACUUAUUUCGGAAAGGUCCGUCAAUUCAGUGGAGAGGACUGGAAGAAUGUCCCAAUUGUCUUGUCAACUGCCAAGCCUGCUCAUGGUGUCAAGAUCCUUCCAAAACUUGGAGCACUCGAGGCAUCGAUUGUUGUGCCGGAGCCAGAAUGCAAUCAAAGAGGAGGUUAUGGUGGUGGCGGUUAUGGAAGAAACAUGGUGAUGGCUUGUGCUGCACCACAAGUUGAACGUCGUGCAAAGUCAAUGAGAAUGACAUCAGCUGCUGUCAAAUCGAGUAACAUUGCCUCUGAAUUCAGCAUCGGACGCCCAGCAACAAUUGAUGACCGUACCGAAGAAUACAAAGUGAAUAUCGGUCAAUUCACUCUUCCAACCAAGCUUUCCAAUGUCACUGUUCCAUCAAGAAAUGCCGCCGCUUUCCUCGUUGCCAACUCUGUCAAUUCUUCUGAUUAUCCACUUGUAGCUGGACAAGCGUCUAUCUUCCUCGAUGGAGCUUUCGUCAAUAAAGGAGAAUUUGAAGAUGCAGUUGUAUCUCAGAAGUUUGAAGUCUCGUUGGGAGUUGAUCCAAACAUUCGUGUUGAGUACAAACCAGUCAGAAACUAUCAAGAACAAAGCGGAACUGUUGAGAAGAUCAACUCUCAAGUCACCGAGAAGACAACUUCCGUUACUAAUCUUCGUCCAAAUACUGUUCUUCUCACUAUUCGUGAACAACUUCCAAGAUCUACUGAUUCUAGAAUUAAGGUUCGUCUCGAGUCCCCAGAAGCCAAGGAAGUCGCUGAGUCAAGCACUGAACCAUCUGUUGGAGCUGAAAUUACUCCAGAAAAGAUUCUCGAUUACACUGUUGAAUUGGCACCAGGACAGUCUGGAACAUUCACUGUCAGAUACGUCACCGAGCAUCCACAAGCUGAACAAGUCAGCUACGAAGAGAAGUUCUAA
Molecule: messenger RNA, 1656 nt
Organism: Caenorhabditis remanei
Lineage: Eukaryota; Metazoa; Nematoda; Chromadorea; Rhabditida; Rhabditidae
Exons: 3
Coding region: 1-1656 (551 amino acids)
Source: RefSeq, a predicted model, not a curated record